Messenger RNA from Dothidotthia symphoricarpi CBS 119687, 1227 nucleotides. RefSeq lists its product as uncharacterized. Bases 215 to 1033 code for a protein of 272 amino acids. The record is from RefSeq and is a predicted model, not a curated record. Lineage: Eukaryota; Fungi; Ascomycota; Dothideomycetes; Pleosporales; Dothidotthiaceae. The transcript has 2 exons.
GUCAGCUGUUCGCGUUCCAUAUCUGCCGUAAACCGUGCUCAUGGGGCUGCUCUUGCAUUGUUUUGGACUCUGUAGUUAGCCAGCGACGUCAUUUGAUCGAGAACCAACCAUUUCACUCCCCCUCGUGCUCGUACACUACCUACACGUCCAACGCUGCCUUUCCUCGCACACACUCAAACGAACGUUAUCAAACAACUACCACCAAACAGUCACAAUGUCCAAGAACGCGCCCACUCUGAUCAAUCUGCCACCCCCGCCGUCGGAUCCAAUGACACCUAGCGAAGUCCCGGGCACCCCAAACUCGGCAACUACGUCCAUGUCUGAGCUCUCCACGGUCGCUAUCAAAGACGGACACCGUGGUCACUUCCCCCAUCACCAGAACCCCGCCGACGCCGAGCGCGCCGAUCGCAUCUCACGCUUGGCAGGUCUUGAGCGAGUUGCUGUCUCUGGCCGCACGCCUCAAGGUCUUGGUCCAGGAAGCGCGCACAACCCGCCUCCGGGCUAUUUCGACUCGAACAACCAGCCCCAAAUCUUUCGCGAGCGCAGCACCGUUGGUAGUGCUAGCGCAACUGGAAGUGUAGGAGGUCGAACCACCUGGGCCAGUGGUAGCGAUGUGAAUGAUCCCGAUCGCAUGAGCGAGGACCAAGACGUGGAGACGUCGAGCAUGGGAGGAUUUAGUGACGAGGCCGCCUCUCUGGUUGGAUUUGGAGAAGGAGCAAGGACGCCAGCUCGACAACUCAGUCAGCUUGGCAGCCCUGCUGUUGGCAAGGCGAGUGCAAUGCCUGGAUAUUUGAGGGAUCAAGCACCAACCAGCCCCAUGACGGGUGUCAGUGUUCCCUCCAGCUCAGGAACCGCACAAACCAACGCCAAUGACACCUUGGCUGAUACCACCGACCGCACUACACCGCCGACGUCUAGCCGUGGGCCCGGCAAGUCCUCGACCGCAGAGCAAGUCAUUCUUGAGCGCAUGAAACAGCGUCAAGGCGGUCAGGACUUCAUGGACUACAGGUAUGAGCAACAGAAGGAGGAGUAGAAGAUGCGAAUUUUCUCAACUUGACAUAGCUGCAACGGGCGUUUGGGCGGGUUAAUCGAAAGCCAAAAUAACAUACUUGAUCAAGUCUCAAAGUUCAAGAUAGAAGUUUAAGGCGGUCUUGAAGGAAAUCACUUGGCCAGCUACUCUUAUGAAUUCACGGGUCUUCUACAUUUCUAUAAAGUACGUGACUGGGU